AUGAGUGCCGUUGAGGAUAACACAUGGGUCCGGAAUUUUCUACCAGGCUGGUAUGCACCGGAGGAGAAAGUACAAUUUGCGAGGCCGAAUGAGACGCUCAAGAACGCCUCUCCGCGUUCCCAUGCCGAGCUUUAUCAAAGCCUCAACGGGGCAGAUGAGAUCCGGGUCAUGGAGCUGAAGCCUGGCAAUUGGGACGAUGGACUUUGUGCUUCUCUCCAUCACUGCUCGAUGGAAAGCGAGAUUGGGUAUGAGACCCCAGGUCGUAGGUACUGGAAGAAGAGGCCCAUGGAAUAUACGGCAAUAAGCUACGCGUGGGGAAAACUCGUCUACGACGGGACGAUUGACUGUGAUGGACAUACUAAAGCCAUCACAAAGACACUAGAAGUGGCACUCAGGCAUUUUCGUCAUCCCCAGGACUCGAUAUUAAUAUGGGUAGAUCAAAUAUGCAUUAACCAGGGUGACGAGGGAGAGAAGACACAACAAGUCUUGCUGAUGGGGAAAAUCUAUGGACUCGCCAUGAACACGGUAGCGUGGCUUGGGGAAGCCGACAGCAAGACACCUGGUUCAUUUGACAUUUUGGGCGAGCUUGGCGUCCGAUUGCAAUACUCAUACAGAAUCCGCUGCCCUGGAGACUUGAUCAGCCUCCUUUGUCGCCCAUGGUUUAGCAGACUAAGGAUCAUCCAGGAAGUCGUCCUUUCUGAGAAUCUGUGGAUAAAAUGUGGCCCACAUGUCCUGCACUGGGAUGUCGUUUCUAAUGGAUGUGGGCGACUGGUUGAUGCUGGAAUCAUCGGCUGGUUAGGGAGUCUCAUUGAGGACGGACCCGAAGCAGCGAACACGUGCCAAGCACUCCGUCAACUCAUGAGCCAACAGGACUCUACAUCGUACCUGGCACCUACCGGUAUUCGUGCGAGAAUAUUCACUCUCCUGAAAAUGACUCAGCAUGCUUUAUGUAGUGACCCACGUGACAAAAUCUACGGCAUGCUUGCAAUGGCCAGCCAAAAGGAGGAGAGAACUUUCCGGGUAGAUUACAGCAGCGGUUAUACCUUCUCAAAUCUCUAUUUAGAUGUGGCAAUAGAUGAGACCAGCCCCAUUCAGAAAUACGAGGGCUCAAUCCACUCACUUCUGUCAGCGGUCGAAGCUUCACAGCUCGAGAUGACAAUGCCUUUGCCUCUGCCGUCUUGGGUUCCGGAUUGGCGACCAGACCGGCGUCGUCUGUCCCGACCAUUUGGUGGAGGCCGCACGUACACAGGAUACAGGUUCUGCGCGUCCGGGGAUAGCGAACCUAACUUUGAGCUAAAUCCAGCUGACAAUAGCCAGUUGCAUAUCCAGGCAUAUGAAGUUGACUCGAUAGCCGAUAUAAGCAAUGUUUUCCUCUCCCCGUCUCUAUCUUACCAGGAAGCUGCUUCAUCAAAUCGAGAUUUGCUAUCCUGUCUCGAUCUAUCAGCCCGGUUGAAGAAGUAUCCCGGCUCAUGUACCGUUUUCGACGCCUUCUGGCUCACGACCGUUGCUGGCGUCGAUGAGACAGGAGACGCACCAGCUCCGCACACAUUUGCAGAGGCUUUUAGCAUUCUCUUUGAUGCUACUACUGGAAGAACGCCGUCCUUACCAGGCCAGUCAUACACGAAGCGGCAGCAACUGCCGGAAGGAAGGGGAAGGCUGACGCCAGCCCAUCUCAGGGAGAAAAGCAUAGGCACCACAUAUGGCAAUGCCCUCUCGGCUUUUCAAGCUGCAAUGAGCGGUCGGAGGUUUGGCAUUACGGCGAAAGGCUAUAUUGGAUUGUUCCCGUGCGCCAGCUCAAGAGGCGAUAGUAUCAUUUUGGUCAGUGGCUGCCCUGUUCCGUAUGUGAUACGACGAGUCGGGCAGGAUCAGUGGCGAUAUCUUGGUGAAUGCUAUGUCCACGGUAUGAUGAACCGAGAGGUCAUACCUGUGGAUGGUUUUAGUUGGGAAACUAUUAUCCUUGUAUAA
This is a messenger RNA of Clonostachys rhizophaga, 1965 nucleotides long. The record is from the annotation of a GenBank genome assembly. NCBI's taxonomy places the organism in Eukaryota, Fungi, Ascomycota, Sordariomycetes, Hypocreales, Bionectriaceae.